AUGUGUAAUAAUAAAGCUGAUCAGGUUGAUGCAAUCCCAAACGUCAUUCGUGAUUUGCUUGUAAAUAUACUAUCGUCAGAAAAAGAUGUAUUCAAGAGUGUUAUGAUGACUCCAUUGAGCCCUGAUCAUCAAUUUCGAAAGUUUCUCUAUGACCAGCGAAAACACAUUAGACCGCAAUAUUGGGGAAAGGAAAUACAUCGUAGAUAG
Molecule: messenger RNA, 207 nt
Organism: Funneliformis mosseae
Lineage: Eukaryota; Fungi; Glomeromycota; Glomeromycetes; Glomerales; Glomeraceae
Source: the annotation of a GenBank genome assembly